AUGCCAUCGAGCACUCUAUUGGAAUUAGCCCCGAACACUCAUUCGAAAUGCAAAUUUGAAACGCGAAAUCGUAGCUCAAGCAGUUCAUCCGGCUGUAGCUCAUCGUCGACUGAGCUCUACGAUCUUGCCGCAGCGCACGCAGCCCUCAUUUCCAGACAACAGCAGAUUUUGAAUCAAGGUAUCCCUAUAAUUCCGGAGCACCAAUUAGCAGCUGCCGCCGUAGCUCAUCACCAUCACCAACUACAUCCAUCGGUCCAGCACCAGCUAGUCGCAGGUCAUCAUCAUCAUCAUUUGCCACAAGUGGCACAUCAUCCGGCAAUAUUACCAAGAUCCGACGUGAUCCAACAACCGUCCCAUUUCGCACUACACCAACACCUACAGAACUUGGUGCAACAACAGCAGCAGCAACAAGCGCUCCAUCAUCAUCAACAGCUAGUUGGUGACAUGGCUUUGGUAUCACAUACACACCCGGCAGCCGUCGGCUCGACGACGUGCUAUGAGAAAAAUCCUCAAAAACAGCAGCAAGUUCCGCAAAUUCCCACCCAACCACAGGUGGCACAUGUCUCUUCAAAUGCCAUUCUGGCAGCCGCCCAACCAUUCUACCAGCCUCCAGUACAAGAUUCCCAACCAGACAGGCCUAUUGGCUAUGGUGCUUUUGGAGUUGUUUGGUCAGUCACAGAUCCUCGAAGUGGAAAGCGAGUAGCACUGAAGAAGAUGCCAAAUGUAUUCCAAAACUUGGCUUCGUGUAAACGAGUAUUUCGAGAAAUCAAGAUGCUCUCCUCGUUCCGACAUGACAAUGUUCUUUCACUGCUAGACAUUUUGCAGCCAGCAAAUCCGAGCUUCUUUCAAGAAUUUACCAGCUGGCACCUUACCCCGUCUAUACACCACCAAAGAUUGAUUAGUCACAUCAAACCUAUUUGCCUUUUUUUUGUGUUGCCAUUGGUGUCUCUUCUGUGUGCGCAUAUGUAUGUUUGUAUGUGGUGGCAUGGCACUGCCUUACUCGAAGGGCGGAAGGAGACGAUAACAUAUGUGCUCACCGAGUUAAUGCAAAGUGACCUUCACAAGAUAAUCGUUUCCCCACAAACACUGACAAUUGAUCAUGUCAAAGUUUUUGUAUAUCAGAUUCUCAGAGGAUUGAAAUAUUUGCAUACUGCAAACAUUCUACAUAGAGAUAUCAAGCCAGGAAACCUUUUGGUCAACAGCAAUUGCAUUCUUAAAAUCUGCGACUUUGGAUUGGCGCGAACAUGGGAUUCACGAGACCGCCUGAACAUGACUCAUGAAGUUGUCACUCAAUACUACAGAGCACCAGAACUUUUGAUGGGCGCCAGGAGGUAUACGGGAGCCGUUGACAUCUGGUCUGUCGGAUGCAUCUUCGCUGAGCUUCUGCAACGAAAGAUCCUGUUCCAAGCCGCUGGACCGAUUGAACAGCUUCAGAUGAUCAUUGAUCUUCUUGGAACACCAUCACAAGAAGCGAUGAAAUAUGCUUGCGAGGGAGCCAAGAACCACGUCCUUCGUGCUGGACCACGAGCUCCGAAUCUUCAGUCCCUAUACAGAUUGUCUCAACAGACAACAGACGAUGCAGUGGAUCUGUUAGUGAAACUUCUUAAAUUCAAUCCAGAUGAGAGAAUCAGCGUAGAAGAAGCACUUUCACAUCCAUAUCUCGAAGAAGGACGACUCCGUUUCCACUCGUGUAUGUGCUCGUGCUGUUAUACGAAAGCAAACGUGCCAUCAAGGAUAUUUUCGCAAGAAUUAGACCCUAAGCACGAGAGUCCAUUCGAUCCAAAAUGGGAGAAAGACAUGUCACGGCUGUCAAUGUUCGAACUUCGCGAGAAAAUGUACCAAUUCGUGAUGGAUCGACCAGCCCUCUACGGUGUUGCAUUAUGCAUAAAUCCGCAGUCAGCGGCCUACAAGAAUUUCGCAAGCUCAUCAGUAGCGCAGGCGUCCGAAUUACCCCCCUCACCACAGGCGUGGUGA
Caenorhabditis briggsae is the source of this 1974-nucleotide messenger RNA. It is a transcript of the gene Cbr-lit-1, whose product is annotated as Protein CBR-LIT-1. Gene Ontology annotation, biological process: protein phosphorylation; intracellular signal transduction. Lineage: Eukaryota; Metazoa; Nematoda; Chromadorea; Rhabditida; Rhabditidae. Gene Ontology annotation, molecular function: ATP binding; MAP kinase activity. Bases 1 to 1974 code for a protein of 657 amino acids. Gene Ontology annotation, cellular component: cytoplasm; nucleus. The record is from RefSeq and is a predicted model, not a curated record. The transcript has 11 exons.